AUGGCCGCGCUAAAGCCGCUGGAGCAGGAUGCACUGGAAAUAAAAACGAAAAGCAUAGAGCAAACACUAAUUCCUCUAGUAAAACAGAUCUCGACGCUGGUGACGCACCGCGAGCGGCCGCUGUGCUCGGAGCGCAGUCUGCGCGCAGUGGCGCGGGUGGGGCAGGCAGUCAACCUGGCCGUGGAGCGCUUCGUGACGGUGGGCGAGACCAUCGCCGACGACAACCCCGAGAUCAAGGUGGACAUGUACGAGGCCUGCAAGGAGGCGCGCGCCGCAGGCUCGGCCAUCGAGAAGCUGUGCGAGGCGGCGCUGGAGGACUCCCUGACGGACCGCGGCGCCGUGGUGCGCGCGGCUCGCUGCCUGCUGGCCUCCGUGACUCGCGUGCUGCUGCUGGCCGACAUCGUGGUCGUCAAGCAGCUGCUGCUGGCCAAGGACAAGGUGGCGCGCAGCCUGGGGCGGCUGGAGAGCGUCAGCAACUUCACGGAGUUCGUGAAGGCGUUCAGCCAGUUCGGCGCCGAGAUGGUGGAGCUGGCGCACCUGACGGGCGACCGCCAGAACGACAUGAAGGACGAGCGGCGGCGCGCGCAGAUGGCAGCGGCUCGCCAGGUGCUGGAGCGCUCCACCAUGAUGCUGCUCACCUCGUCCAAGACCUGCCUGCGCCACCCGGACUGCCCGUCGGCGCGCGAGAACCGCGACACGGUCUUCUGCCAGAUGCGGCGCGCCAUGGACCUCAUCCACUACGUGGUGAAGGACGGAGUUCUGGACUCGGCGGCGCAGCUGGGGCAGGCGGGGGGGUCGCCCCAGGACCCGCAGGCGUCCACGCAGGAAGACUGGGACGCCUCGCGCACCGUGUCUGGCGCGCUCAAGCACUUCGAGGACCUGGUGGACAUGACCCGCCUCACGCUGCUGGGGCCCGGCUGCAAGGAGCGCCUCACCGUGGCCCUCGACACCAUCGUGGAGCGCACCCAGGACUUCACCGACUCCGCCUACACCAGCCACGAGCACCGCGAGAACAUCCUGCUGCUGUGCGACCGCGCCAAGCUGGAGCUCAACCAGCUGCUGCGCGUCGGCGUCAGCCUGGAGCAGAGCGAGGGCAGCUCGCCCACCAGCGAGAUGGAGGGCGCAGUGCUGGGGCUGCUGCAGGCGACGCGGGACCUGCGCCAGCAGCUGCAGCAGACCACGCUAGAGCAGGCGGGCGACCUGCCCUCCGUGGUGCGCGCCGAGCACGACAUGGUCGACAUCAUCCGCAACGUGGCGCUGGCCACGGACUCGGAGCGCCUGGAGCAGUGCGCGCAGCGCUUCCACGAGUACAUCGAGCACAUCCUCGAGGUGUGCAAGCUGCUGAGACACAUCGCGCCCACCGACACGCUGCAGGUGUCCGCCAAGUACACGGAGAUCAACCUGAGUAUAUACGGGCCCCAGGUGCUGACGGCGGCGCACACGCUCUCCCUGCACCCCACCUCCAAGAUCGCCAAGGAGAACCUCGAAGUGUUCGCGGACAUGUGGCAGGCGCUCAUGUCUGACGUCACCGGCGUCUCCAAGGAGGUGAUGGAGGCGUGCCAGGGACACGUGCCGGACAAGCAGGUGUACAUGUCGCUGCCCAGGCCCGGGAAACACGGAACCACCAGCAAGCCGCUGAAACCAGCUCGCCUGGAUUCCGAGGAGCAAGCCAAGAUCGCCAAGGCCGGGCUGGAGAUGAAGCUCAUCACCUCGGAGAUGGACGCGGAGACUGAGAAGUGGCAGGAGAGCGGCUCGGCGCUGGAGGAGAACAACGACAUCGUGAAGCGCGCCAAGAACAUGUCCUCCAUGGCCUUCUCCAUGUACCAGUUCACGCGCGGCGAGGGCACGCUCAAGACCACGCAGGACUUGUUCACGCAGGCCGAGUACUUCGCGGAGGAGGCGAACCGGCUCUACAAGGUGGUGCGCCAGUUCUCCUACCAGGUCCCCGGCAGCACGCACAAGAAGGAGCUCCUGGAGAACCUGGACCGCGUGCCCACGUACGUGCAGCAGCUGCAGUUCACCGUCAAGAACCCCACCGUGGGCAAGGCCGCCACCUUCACCAAGGUCGACAACGUCAUCCAGGAGACCAAGAGCCUCAUGGACGUCAUCUCCAAGGUCGUCACCACCUGCUUCAUGUGCGCUAACAAGUACAACCUGGAUUUCCGAGGCCUGACUUCCCGUGGCGCGUCGGGGUCCCCGUUCCGGGAGGAGGACGGCGGGGGGGCGGGGGCCGGGGGCGACGGGGGCAAGCUGGGCGGCGCCCCCGGCUCCGACCCCUCCAUAUGACAGUUCGGGAUGGCCCGCAGGGCCAAGGGCGACGCCCGCCGCACCCGGGUCUCGUUCCUGCUGUUCUGAAGCCCUGGGCGCGCCGCCAAGACUGAGGACCGUGUUCCUUCGGGAGGCAGGACUCCGGACUCCGCCGGGUAACUCUUCAUCUCGCUCCCGCGUGAUCGCCGUUCACCUCUACGUGUCGCAACCGAUGAACUGAUCUCCGGUGCCUCGCUUGCGAGAAGACUUUUUUUUUAUUUUUUGCUUUAUCCGGAACUCCUGCUAAGUAAAUGGGUGAAGCAGACACUUGAAGGACACCGAUGUGUAAAGUAACAAAGCCCCUUUCUUUUUUCUUUUUCUUUUUUCUCCUCUCAUCUCAGUAUCAGGAACCAGAGACUUACACUGUGGUGAUGUGCUGAGUGUAGUGUUGGGAAUCAGGCUGUCUCGAAUGCUGGAGAGCUCAUCUUGCACUGAGCAGUGCUGGUAUUGGAUAUGCAAGCAAUCCUGUAUUGUAGGUUGUGAGUUCUAGUCAUAUGUAGAAACAUGUAUGUGUAACGUGAUAUAAAAAGCAUUGUGAUACGUUUAGUUGUAUUUAAGUUUUUAGUGAGCAUAAGUAAUCUGUUUGCCACACAGUUAUAUAUAAAUAAGUUGGCAUGUUUUUUAAGUGUGAAUUCAAUUUUUAUAGUAAUAUUAGAAGAUUUUUAAUGUAUGGGAUCUGCCUAUUUUUCAAUUUUCUUCUAAAUUUAUUUUCUAUCUUUUAAAGUUUGGCUAGCUAGUAUUUUAUGAUAUUUUUUUGGUAUGUUACUGAAUUUAAAAAAAAUGUUAUUGUUUGACUUGAUGGCUCAUGAUAACUCAAACCAGCAGAAGUUUUGCCUAUAGCAUGUCUCAUCCUUAGAUUGCAGUGUGCAUUUUAAUGGGCAUUUACUGUCUCUUUCCAAUGCACGAUUUCUUCCAUUAGCGCUGUCCUUGUUUCGUUAAGCUCUGUCACCAGAUAUACCCGAAGAGGACAAAAGUUUAAACACAACUGUAUAAUGUAAUGAAAAAUUAAAAAAAAUUGAAAAAAUAAUAAAUAAUUUUAAAAGAAAUGUUUUUAAUGAAUAUAUUAAAAAUAGAUUUUGUUGCUGUAUUUUAUCAGUAGCAUCAUGUGAUAAUAUUGAAUUCUUACUUUUAAGACAACAUAACUGAAAGACUCAGUCUAGGUUUCAGCCGUGUUUGCCAUAAAACAUUUUUUACGACUGACUGGUUCUCACGAAAUUGAGAAAAAUUAAUUUUCAAAAUAAAAUAUAGGUAUAUAAUUUGCUUUAAUUGACAACUUUUGUAUAAAAUACACAGUACACAAGUGCCUUACGUCAACUGACUAUGUGGUCCCCAACAUUUCUCAAUUUAAUUGAAAAUAGUAUGAACAUGAAAAAUAUCAAUUAUGAGGGAAUGAUUAUAUAGGUGAGGGAAUAAGGUUUUUUUUAUAUUAUUGCUAAAUUUACAUUAAAUUCAAAUAAAAAUCAUCAACUUGAUCUUAAAUUAAGAAUUAAUUUUUACAAUAACUUGUUUUUUGUUACAAUUAAAAAAAUAUAUUUCUUUAAAUAUACUGAGAGCUUCAAUAUUUUAUUAUUAUUCCCUCAUAAAUUCUUAUUCCCUCAUUAAUAAUUUUGAUGAGGGAAUGAUAGUAAGGGAAUGAUAGAUUCAAACAUAACCUACAAAAAAAUGGUUGUACAUAACCUCAAAUUAAAUUGCAACUUAAGGCAAGUUGUUUACUCCUCAAAACAUGUAAAACAAUAUAAUAAUUAUUUCAAAAUAAAAUAUUUACCUUGUUCUAAUUUGAGGUGAAGGAAUGAUACAUAAUAUGUAAAAUUUAAAUAAUGAAACUAAAAUUAGUUGACUGCAAUAGGUACAUCUCUUCGCGCCCUACAACAAUGCUGAUUUGGUUACAUUAGCAGUACUGCCAACUACAAAAUGUUAUAAGCGCGGCAAUAUUCUAUCUAAUUCAAAAGUACAAUGCAAGUGUUAAUAAAAAAGUGAGGGAAUGAUAUUUUUUUUGGGGACCCUGAUAAAAAUUAAAUUUUAUAAUGAUUUUGUUCUUGGUAUAUAAUGGAAAGGAUAUUUACGGUAAAAUACAGUGUUUUUAAAGAAAUUAAUGAUAUUAAAAUAGUUAUUUUCAUAAAACAAAAUAAAUAAUGACAUAAUAUUAUUGUAAUAUUAGAAUGGGACACAAUGAGGGAAUGAUAUUUAAAGUAUUCAGUCAACUGCCAUUUUUUUUUAUUUUGAGACAAAUAGCCUACACUAAAAAUAUGUAUGGUUCGAGUACAUAGCUAUAAUGGGACAGUUUUCAUAAAAAAAAUACAAAUCUUAUGACAUAAUGUUUAUAACACAUAAAACUGAGUGUGGACACGAUUUUCGUAAUUUUCUGAGAACCAGUCGACUUAAUAUUACAAUUUUUGGCUCUGUUUUACCAUGGUACAUAAUAAUUAUGUAGAAUGUCUUGUUAUUAAUAGUGACCAAAUGUUAAACAUAGUUUCUCUUGCGAAUUAAUAAUUGGUGUUUAGAACUAGAUCUGAGAAAAAUCAACAAAUUGUAAAAAUGAAAACAUAUUAAAACUCAUUAUUAUAGAUCAUGUAUAAAAUAAGAACUUAAAUGUUAACAACCCGGGUAGCAUCAGCCCGGCAAUAGUGGGAGCAACCUGCUCUGUAAUGCAAUCUAAGCAUGGGACAGACUAUAAAAUAUUUUUAAUUUUUUAAUUUUUUAAGAGUGCAGAAAAUCUGUGUAUGUAUGUGUAUGUGUGAGUGCACUUGCGCUAGGUAAUCUGUGAAUGUACUCACCAAAACAUACUAUUUAUGUUUGACAAAUAUUUUUUCAGAAAGCACGUUUUUUUUUUUCGUCGAUGUUAUAACCAAACUGAUUCGAAAUUAGACCACAAGUUUUUUGUCGUGGUGUGUUUUGUAUAUGAGCGUGAAUGUGGAGAGGUUUAGUGCGGAGCCGUGUGCACUGCAAGGUGAGCUCCCACUAAACGCAAUGCCUGUCGCAUUACUCGAUAUAUACUUUAGCCGGUUUUCCUUGACAGAAUCGUUCCAAGUGCUUCCCGUACAUUCCAGUUGACGCGACGAGCGAGAAAGACAGGCGCAGGCGCUACAUUGCGGAGUGCGCGCGCGUCAUCACCACUUGUCGUAGCUCGACCUUUUUGUUUUGUUUUGGGGGGAAAAUAAACCUUUGGUUGUGUACGUGUGGUGUUUAUAAAAAAAAUAUUUAUCGUGCCCGCAAAGUUACGAGAAUUUUUUCCUCAACCCCCCCUACCUUUAUACUUGUGAUUUAGGAACAAUUAGUGUUUGAGGGCAGGGAAUAAUAUUAAUAUUGUAGAGUUUAGAGUGUAUAUAAGUGUGGUCUAUGCGACAUAUCAACUAGGGGAGUCACCCGCGGCAGUGACCAGAGCUAUGCAUGUCGUGUGCGAAAUGUGCUACCCGCAUGAUAGUUCUUCGUUUAGAUAUUUCACUUUUGUUAAAAUUUAUUUGUACCAGAUAGGUCCAGUCAUGUUUUUCUCACUGUGUAAUUUUUUAUUGUUAUGAUCAUAAUUUUUUGGCACAUUUUUUUGUGUUUACCCUUGGAAUUAAAUACUUGUGCAUAUUACCCUUCUAAGUCAGCUCAAACUGCCUCUACAUGCCUUUGCCAUUCACCAUUCCUCUUCCUGUAGGAAUUAUUUAGUCUGCACAGUGCCUAACUUCCAUUAUUCUCUUUAAGUCCAGGAAUAUUCUGGCGCACUCACACCACUUGAUCUUAUGACUUGUCUAUACUACCUCUUUCUUGGAUCCUCCACAACCUUAUAAACUCUCAUGUUCAUCUACUGUGAUCUGCUCGUGUUCCAGGCCCUGUGUUUCUGUCAGUUUUGAUGAACCAUAAAGUUAUUUUAGGGCUUUAAUUAAUUUCUGUGACACCAGAAUUGUUUUAGUGUUACAAUAUCAUCAGUUCACGUCUCACGUACUUUGCACCAGCUUCAUGCCUAACGUGUUGACUCUGUUUCAAUAUUUAAAAACAUGCAGGUUUUCAUUUCCCCGGCAGGAAACAUUCACGUGCUCAUGAUAUAAAUUCGGUUAUGUCUCCUCCUAUCCUGUUCAGUGUUGACAAUUGCUACAUCCUGCGGGGUAAAAAAAAUGAAUGCACUUUAUGUGGUUCUUAAUGGAAAAUAUAAUUUUAAGGAGCUGACAUAACCAUAUAUAUUUUAGCAGAACCUACUUUUCAUUCCCUAAGAUAAAAGAAAGACCUUAACAUCAUUAACAAUAGUUAGCAUUAUUACCUCGUUCCCAUGUUUUAAUUUUCUUAACUAUGUUUAUUUACAAGAUGAAUGUGCAGCGUCCCGAUGCCAGAUGUCUGAUGCCGUAGAGACCUGUAAAAUUCACGAUUUCAAAUCCAUAAAGGAUAGACUCCAUGAUCUACUACGCACUCGUACAAAUUACAUCUGCUGAUUGGUUACCGACUCGUAACACCUGUUGACUGGAAUGAUCGUGAUUCGCUAAUUCUUCUGUUAAAUAUUUUUUUCAUUGGCCCAGAGUCCUUCAGAUAAACUGUGGCCCGAUCACUGAAGCAAAAUAACGUCAAAAGUAUCUGGACUCUAUCCUAUCGCGAAAUGAAUCCGCGAAUUUUACAGGUGUCUACGUGAUGCGUUACGACGGCGAUGAUGCGAAGUGCGAUGCGCCCGCGCGCCCAGAGAGCUGGCCUAACCCAGCAGCCUCCGGCUCGCCUCAACUCCCCCCUGCUCCGCGCGCGGACGCAUCGCCCUCCAGGUCUGCCGGCCGCGGGGGACUCCCGGUAGCGCUAUGUACUCAACUACUACCCGCGACACUGUCGUGCUUGUGUGUCAGGGUCGGGGUCUCGGACACUACCGCGCUGGGGCUGCCAGGUGCUGUAGCAGGACGCGUGGAGGACAUUCCACCAACACGCGUUCCAUCCGUCACUCGACUCAUACUCCACGAACACGCGUUCCAUCCGUCACUCAGCUCAUAUUCCACGAACACACGUUUCAUCCGUCACUCAACUCACCAUUUGGCUACCUGUUAUGUGAUGAGACUUAAGAAAACAGGCUGCCACGUAUGGUGAAACAUUCAGAUCAGAAAGAAGUAUCAUACAAAGUUCUUUAACUUUUCCUUUGUUUUAUCUUUAAAAUUUGAAUCAAUUAAUUAUUAGAGGUCUCAUAAUUAAAGAUGAAGGGAAUAACUAAGCUAGAUGUCAAAACUUGCACCUUAUCUUUGAAUUAUUUAAAUUUUUUAUCUGUAAAGCAUGACUCUGUGCAUGUGUCAUUAUUGCUAUUGUCAUAAUUUAAAAUAUGAAUAUAGAAUAAGAUUUCAGCCUUGGACAUCUAUCUUAAUAUUCUGGUGUUUCACUUUUUUGGGGGAAUUUCCAUUGUCAAAGCAAAAAAACUUUGGGAUUUGGGAUGUCUGUGGUUUGAAUACUAUUCUGUGAUCGCUUUUUAUUUAAAGCUAGUUUGAGAGGCAACUAGUGAGCUGGCAUAAGCCCACCUUAUUAAGGUCACAGUUGGAGACAUCGAGGAUACUCAUGUGAAGAGUGGACAUCGAACUAAGGAAUAUCAGAAGGCCACUGAAACAAGUAAUAGGAGGGGUUCAAUUGUGAAUACACCCAAAAGAAUUUUAGACUUAAUAGCGGUGUACCGAUCACUGUCAGAUAUCUUUCCCUACAACCUGGCAGCCCAAGCAACCACCUUAACCACUAUUCUAAAAUGUUAACUAGUAAUUUGAGUAGCAAGUCAAGAGGCACUAGGCCGACGUAAACCUUAUACCUCAGGUUAGCUUUUGAUACAGCAAUACUCUGCAUUCCUUGUUGAGUCGUGUUAAUGUGUACCUGCGUAGCCAUGACUAUAUUUGGGUGUUUGUCGCGACGACUCAUUUUACUACUUUAACUCUUCUUGUUGUACUAUUGUGCUCACUGGAGGAUGCGUGUGUGUCGGAACAAUUGCUAGCGAAAUCCUCCACUAGAGGGGUCUUUGAUUAUCACCAUCAGCAAGUAUCAAAAAUAGCAUGGCGAAAGCUCAAAAAAAUUUUUUUUUUCAAACUCGCUUGUAACAAUCAGGUUUGCAUUACAUCAUUACUAAUACAUAAAAGUGUGUAAGCAAAUAUAACUAUUUAUUGAUAACACCAAGAAAAACACAUGAAUUGUUUAUUUUUCCAUUUUAUACUACAUGUCCUUAAGAACUACAAGAAUCCUUUCAGAACACAGACUAGGUUUAGUCACUUGAGGGUUAAAGACCCCUGCUAAAUUAUAAUUCUAUUUUUUUUUAAUUGUAAUUUUUUUUUGUGUGGAUCUCAAAACCUAAAGUGCAGUUUCCUGAAAUGUAAAUGUGCCAUGUGCAAUCUUGUAAAAAAAAAUUCAAAUGAGUCACUGGCAUGGAAAAUCCCUGUGAUGUUUGUAAUUUAAUUUACUACUUAGCAAACUCAGUACAUAUCAUUGGAGCUGACUGUAUCGUUUUCAUGUGAUUUUGUUGUGAGGAGUUUGUUGUUGAGACUGUACUUAUGUUGUGUACAAUAAUUUUUGUGUUUUAUUGAAAGAAUCCGUGCUUGUGGUCAGUUCCAGUGAACUCUUAUCAAUUUAGUUUGUAGCAUGGUUUUCGAAAUACAAGUGCCAUUUUAUGUCAGAUAAACUAGUCAGGCUAAUAAAAGUGUACAUAAAUUGUUA
Molecule: messenger RNA, 8937 nt
Organism: Bacillus rossius redtenbacheri
Lineage: Eukaryota; Metazoa; Arthropoda; Insecta; Phasmatodea; Bacillidae
Gene: alpha-Catr
Product: alpha-catulin
Exons: 13
Coding region: 1-2286 (761 amino acids)
Biological process (GO): cell adhesion; Rho protein signal transduction
Molecular function (GO): cadherin binding; actin filament binding
Source: RefSeq, a predicted model, not a curated record